This is a messenger RNA of Pieris brassicae (large cabbage white), 1403 nucleotides long. Its product is annotated as Bardet-Biedl syndrome 4 protein-like. The transcript is spliced from 9 exons. The record is from RefSeq and is a predicted model, not a curated record. The coding region runs from base 66 to 1403 and encodes 445 amino acids. Gene Ontology annotation, biological process: cilium assembly; protein localization to cilium. Lineage: Eukaryota; Metazoa; Arthropoda; Insecta; Lepidoptera; Pieridae. Gene Ontology annotation, cellular component: ciliary basal body. Gene Ontology annotation, molecular function: protein binding.
GGUAACAUUUUCAGUUUAAAAUAUUAGUGAUAAAGCCUGUUAUAGCUACGAUAUAAUUGAUAAACAUGAAAAAACACAAAUUUACUGAAAACUUUCUUACUAAUGAAGUUUUAGAUUGUAAUCGGGGUUCCCGUAAUUGGCUUUUGCAUACACGGUAUGUCAGAGGAGAAUACGAUAAAUGCUUGGAACUGGCUGACCACUUGCAAAAAUAUGCAUUUAAUUCACAUAGAUUUGCACAUUAUGUAAAGGCUUUAAUAUUUUCCCAAACGGGCCGACUUCAAGAAGCUCUGGAUAAAUUUCACACUUCUAUAAAGAUACAACCUCAAGACCUUGAAGCUUUAAAAGAAGUUGGGAACUGUCUUUAUCGACAAGGACGCUACCAGCUUGCUCGUGAUGCAUUCUUGGAAGCUGAUAAAUUAUCAAAACAUCCAGACCCCGAAAUUUAUUCUGGUUUAGCGAUGUGUGCAGAAAAUCUCGACGACGUAAGUCAUGGUAUAGAAUGGGCGAAGGCCUCUGUGCAGGCUGGAGGGGGAGAACGAGCUGGUGCUCUUCUGGCUAAGCUGCUUAAAGAAAAUGGCGAUGAAGAUGAUGCGUUAACUGUCUACGAUGACGUAUUAGCGUUAAACGCAUGCGGAGCUGAUACGCUCGCUGCAGCUGGAGCAUUGCGACUCCGUUGUGGGGAUCCACGACGAGCGUUUCAAUUACUUGGUGAAGCACUAUCUCAACAGCCAACGCAGCACGCAGCCGCUCUUGCAUUGGCUGCUAUGAUGUUGCAACAUAGGGAUGUCGAUGCGUCCUUAGCAAGAUUAAAAGCUGCCCUAACUGCUCAUCCUACAUGUGUGGCAGCUCACACCGAUCUGGGACUAGCAUUGUUGUCCAAAAAGAAAUAUAUUGCGGCAUUAACGUGCCUUCAACGGGCAGUUUGGGCAGCUCCGCUUAGUGCUCGAGCUGCUCACGAUCUUGGACUAGUGCUUCUGAUAUGCAAGCGACCAGCGUCGGCAUUUAAUAGACUUGCUGCCGCUGCUGCUUUUCAACCAUCACAACCAUACACUGUUCUCCUUAUUGCUAUAACGUUAGAGCGUCUUGGAGAUCCAAGAGCAGAUGCUGCCUAUUCCAAAGCAGUAUCCCUUGACCCUGAAGAUGCCCUCAUUAGGAUAAAUUACGCUGCAAGACACGCUCGGGCGGGUCGAUGUACUGAAGCUGCCCAAGAAGCAGUUUUAACGGCUCAAUUAUUAAGACGAGAAAAUAAUCUACAGUUGGCAGCAUCCUUAGCUCUCCUGAUGUCACUGCUUCGGGAAGCAGGAGUUGAGCUUUCCACGGACGCUAUCGAAAACACACCAAACUCCAAUACACCUACCACCCGCCAUCCAGAUAACGAAGAUUUCGCGGCUGAUGAAGUUUAA